Molecule: messenger RNA, 719 nt
Organism: Nematolebias whitei (Rio pearlfish)
Lineage: Eukaryota; Metazoa; Chordata; Actinopteri; Cyprinodontiformes; Rivulidae
Gene: rfxank
Product: regulatory factor X-associated ankyrin-containing protein
Exons: 8
Coding region: 1-675 (224 amino acids)
Biological process (GO): regulation of transcription by RNA polymerase II
Cellular component (GO): nucleus
Molecular function (GO): protein binding
Source: RefSeq, a predicted model, not a curated record
AUGGAGAGCAGAGGCGAUGAAGAUGCAGCAAACAGCCAACAUCUUCAGCCAUCAGGUGCUGAAUGCUCCAGUUCAAGACCUGAAAACUCCAGUGACGAGGACGACCUGUUUAAACACUCAACCACUCUGACCAACAAGCAAAGAGGGAAUGAGAUUACAGUACGGCCAGCGACAUUGGAUGCUCUAUCCAUACAUCAGCUGGCAGCUCAGGGUGAUUUAUCACAAGUGGCAGCACACCUGAAUAAAGACAGUUCGCUGCUCAGCAGACAGGACGAGCGAGGUUUUACUCCGCUCAUGUGGGCAGCCGCGUUUGGCGAGAAAACAGUGGUGGACUUUCUCUUGGAAAAGGGUGCAGACCCCAACACAAUUGCAAGGGAGCGAGAGAGUGCCCUGACACUGGCCAGCUCUGGGGGGUUUGUGGACAUUGUGGAGACUCUCCUCAGACAUGGAGUCGACAUUAACACCUAUGACUGGAAUGGUGGAACUCCUCUUCUAUAUGCUGUCCGGGGAAACCACACCAAAUGUGUGGAGGCACUAUUAGCCAAAGGAGCAGAUAUGACCAUCGAGUCAGACUCUGGCUACAGUCCGAUGGCCUUAGCCGUUUCACUUGGACACAAAAAAAUUCAGAAAGUGUUGGAGGAUCACAUCUUGAAACUUUACAAGCCAUCGACAUGACAUCAACUAAAGCACACGAAACAAAGCUGAUCUCAAAUCAACAA